Messenger RNA from Saxophila tyrrhenica, 975 nucleotides. RefSeq lists its product as uncharacterized. Gene Ontology annotation, biological process: regulation of DNA-templated transcription. The coding region runs from base 1 to 975 and encodes 324 amino acids. Gene Ontology annotation, cellular component: RNA polymerase II transcription regulator complex. The transcript is spliced from 3 exons. NCBI's taxonomy places the organism in Eukaryota, Fungi, Ascomycota, Dothideomycetes, Mycosphaerellales, Extremaceae. The record is from RefSeq and is a predicted model, not a curated record. Gene Ontology annotation, molecular function: DNA-binding transcription activator activity, RNA polymerase II-specific; transcription cis-regulatory region binding.
AUGGCGAGUGCGAGCAACUCACGAGAUCAACCGUACGAACGCCGGCGAGAGCAAGUGCGUAGAGCGCAACGGACACAUCGCGAGCGCAGGGCAACUUAUGUCAAGGGUCUGGAGCACGAGGUAGCAGAACUUCGAGCUCAGAAUGCUGUCCACGAGGCCGAGACUGUCGCUGUCAGUUCGCUGAUCCGUCAACUGCACCAACUGCUCACUGCCAACGGCAUAGCCAUACCACCAGAGCUGCAGAGCCGUGUUGAUGUUCGAGUCCGCAUGGCCGACGCUGAACUACACGGCGACACGGAGGCCACGCAACGGCUUCGGGUGAGGCUUCCAGCGACUGCUCCCACAAGCUCGUCUGGCUCCAGUGCCACUCUAUCACAAGCUUCUUCCGAUGCUGCUACGGUCGCGGAAACCAGCAUCUCGGUCACGGCAGGACCCAGCGAUCUACGUCCAGAGUUAGAUACGUCGCUAGGGGGACAGACGGCUGUCCAGCCACGCUUACCCACCACUACGCAACUUGGCGUUGAUUUCGUACUCGCCCUGGAGCAUGUCUGUCUACACCACCAUGACUUCAUCUCUCCUGAACUCGAGGAGGAAGGAGACGAAGGCGCCACGGGACACGCGAGCAUGCUUCAGCGUCCCGUGAUCCGCUACGCUCCUCCAGCUGCCUUCAGCCCGAUGACAUUUGGUCGUCCGGCAACGACACAGUGGGGUGUACCAGCCGUUGAGCUCGAGACGUUGCUGUCUCUGUCGCGAAGGCUGGAGUUGUCUGAUGAGAUCACGCCGGUGCAGGCCUGGCAAAGGAUUCUCGCUCACCCGAAUUAUAACGAGCUCCGGCCCGGCGCUCUGGAAGCUUUGUGUCAGCAAUUGGUUCCGGAAGUGAGGUGCUACGGAUUCGGUGCAGCCAUUGGAGAGGCUGUCUUUGUAAAUGCGUCAGAAACGAUGUGGUCCUCCGUCGCGAUGGAGGCGAGAACUUGA